Messenger RNA from Sugiyamaella lignohabitans, 1614 nucleotides. RefSeq lists its product as uncharacterized. Gene Ontology annotation, molecular function: oxidoreductase activity, acting on paired donors, with oxidation of a pair of donors resulting in the reduction of molecular oxygen to two molecules of water. Lineage: Eukaryota; Fungi; Ascomycota; Dipodascomycetes; Dipodascales; Trichomonascaceae. The transcript has a single exon. Gene Ontology annotation, cellular component: membrane. Bases 1 to 1614 code for a protein of 537 amino acids. Gene Ontology annotation, biological process: lipid metabolic process. The record is from RefSeq and is a predicted model, not a curated record.
AUGAAGGACGACCUGCUUUCACGAGAGGACGUCGAGGUCCUUAUAGCAGAGGGUAAUCUGGUCGUGAUAUAUCACGACAGAGCCCUCAAGUUGAACAAUUGGAUCACAAAACAUCCGGGAGGUGAUAAGGCCGUGCUCCAUAUGGUCGGUCGGGACGCUUCAGACGAGAUCGAUGUUUAUCAUUCGGAUAAAACUUUGAAAAGUCUGCCUGCUUUCCAGAUAGGAAGAGUGCAACUUCCAUGGCGAAACUUUCUGCCACCAAUUCAGGGUGGUACGUUUAGAACCCGGGCCGAGCUGGAUUCGGAUGAAGGUGUCUCGCUUUCCGACCCGGAUCAGCGAAUUCCUCGAUGGGAAAAAACAGACAUGAAAAAGUCCACUCGUUGGACCAAACAAGAACAGCGAACUCAUGAAAUCAUAGAAAAUUUCGAUAGAAAACUUGUAGAAAGUGAUCGGGAGAAAUACCCGCCAGUGGAUCUCGACACUCAGACUAAUAUCAUUAGCAAAUUCCGUGAUUUACAUAAAGAACUACGGGAAGAGGGCUUUUUCCAGUGUAACUACUGGGGAUAUGUACGAGAAGCGUCGAGAAUAUCGACACUUUUCAUCCUGGCAAGAGUGUUUUUCACUUGGAGAUACCAGUCAUAUGGCACGAUAUGGCUGACCCUGUCGGCGAUAUGUCUUGGUUUAGCAUGGCAUCAGCUCACUUUUAUUGCCCAUGAUGCUGGCCAUCUGGGAAUCACUCAUGAUUAUCAGAUCGAUAAUAUUGUUGGUGUCAUUAUUGCUGAUUAUAUUGGCGGACUUUCUAUUGGCUGGUGGAAACGCAAUCACAAUGUCCAUCAUUUUGUGACCAAUGAUCCAGUCCAUGAUCCUGAUAUUCAGCAUUUGCCUUUUUUUGCUGUGUCGAGCAAAUUCUUUGGAAACAUCAAAUCUACAUACUAUGACCGGGUUCUUGACUACGAUAUCUUUGCCAAGACCCUGUUAAAAGUACAGAAUUACAUGUACUAUCCGAUUCUGUGUUUCGGACGAUUCAAUCUGUACCGACUUUCCUGGGAGUAUCUCAUUCUAGGAUUGGGUCCUAGAAAGGGUAAAGGAGCUUGGCUGCGAUAUUUUGAGCUGGUGGGAAUGGCCUUUUUCUUCUACUGGUUCUUUUACCGUGUAGUGACCUGUUCACUGCACUCGGCAUCCGAACGAUGGCUUUAUGUGAUGGUAUCUCAUAUUGUGACGAUGCCAUUGCAUGUACAAAUCACUCUGUCGCAUUUUGGCAUGUCAACAUCCGACCUUGGAAUCGACGAAUCGUUUGCACAGCGACAGAUCCGGACUACCAUGGACGUCGACUGUCCUCCCUGGCUCGAUUAUAUCCAUGGCGGUCUACAAUUCCAGGCCAUCCACCACCUGUUCCCACGCAUGCCCCGUCACAACCUGCGAGCAGCCCAACCCAAAGUCAUAAAGUUCUGUGAUGACCUCGGCCUCCACUACACCAUCUACGGCUUCACGAAAGGCAACAAAGUGGUCAUCAGCAAACUCGCCGAUGUCGCCAAACAGGCCCGCAUCCUCGCCGACUGCAACGCCUUCUGCCAAAAAGAAAUGCUCUCCGAGCUCGGCAUCCACAAAACAUAA